AUGUCAGAGAUAGCCGCCUCCGCCUGCAUCGGGAAUGGUCAGCGCUCCUCCUCCGAGCCGGUCGACCAGUCCCGAGACACCCCCGGCUUGCCCAGCCAGCAAGCCGCUGCUGAUGACACGUUCCACGUGGCUGUGAUUGCACUCGGGCCGAUAGGUUGGAAAGCUCAGACCGCGUCCGCCAGCGCAUCUUAA
Messenger RNA from Puccinia triticina, 192 nucleotides. RefSeq lists its product as uncharacterized. Bases 1 to 192 code for a protein of 63 amino acids. Lineage: Eukaryota; Fungi; Basidiomycota; Pucciniomycetes; Pucciniales; Pucciniaceae. The record is from RefSeq and is a predicted model, not a curated record. The transcript has a single exon.